This is a messenger RNA of Lemur catta (Ring-tailed lemur), 4690 nucleotides long. It is a transcript of the gene MAN1A1, whose product is annotated as mannosidase alpha class 1A member 1. Gene Ontology annotation, biological process: carbohydrate metabolic process; N-glycan processing. Lineage: Eukaryota; Metazoa; Chordata; Mammalia; Primates; Lemuridae. Gene Ontology annotation, molecular function: calcium ion binding; mannosyl-oligosaccharide 1,2-alpha-mannosidase activity. The record is from RefSeq and is a predicted model, not a curated record. Bases 130 to 2091 code for a protein of 653 amino acids. The transcript is spliced from 12 exons. Gene Ontology annotation, cellular component: extracellular exosome; endoplasmic reticulum; Golgi membrane.
UCGGGCGGCCUGGAUGCGCAGGACCCGGGCCCGCAGCCGCUGACGCCCGGCGGCGGCGAAGUUUGGCUGCUGAGCGGCGCGGCGCCGGGCCACUGGACAGCGGGCGGCCCGGCGGCCGCGGCCGGAGCGAUGCCCGUGGGGGGCCUGUUGCCGCUCUUCGGCAGCCCGGCGGGCGGCGGCCUGGGUGGGGGGCUCGGCGGCGGCGGCGGCAGGAAGGGGUCGGGCCCCGCCGCCUUCCGCCUGACGGAGAAGUUCGUGCUGCUGCUGGUGUUCAGCGCCUUCAUCACGCUCUGCUUCGGGGCGAUCUUCUUCCUGCCGGACUCCUCCAAGCUGCUCAGCGGGGUUCUGUUCCACUCCAGCCCCGCCUUGCAGCCGGCCGCCGACCACAAGCUCGGGCCCGGGGCGCGCGUCGAGGACACGGCCGGGGGGCGAGCCCGGCGCCGCGAGGAGGGCGCGCCCCGCGACCCGUCAGCCGCCCUGGAGGACAACUUGGCCAGGAUCCGCGAAAACCACGAGCGGGCUCUCAGGGAAGCCAAGGAGACCCUGCAGAAGCUGCCCGAGGAGAUCCAAAGAGACAUCCUGCUGGAGAAGGAGAAGGUGGCCCAGGACCAGCUGCGUGACAAGGAGGCGUUCAGGGGACUGCCCCAGGUGAAUUUCGUGCCCCCCGUCGGGGUGGAGAGCCGGGAGCCUGCCGACGCCGACGUCCGCGAGAAGAGGGCAAAGAUCAAGGAGAUGAUGCAACAUGCUUGGAAUAAUUAUAAAGGUUAUGCCUGGGGAUUAAAUGAACUGAAACCUAUAUCAAAAGAAGGCCAUUCCAGCAGUUUGUUUGGUAACAUCAAAGGAGCAACUAUAGUAGAUGCCCUGGAUACACUUUUUAUUAUGGAAAUGAAAAAUGAAUUCCAAGAAGCAAAAUCAUGGAUUGAGGAAAAUUUAGAUUUUAAUGUGAAUGCUGAAAUUUCUGUUUUUGAAGUGAAUAUACGCUUUGUUGGUGGACUGCUCUCAGCCUACUAUCUGUCUGGAGAAGAGAUAUUUCGAAAGAAAGCAGUGGAACUUGGGGUAAAAUUGCUACCUGCAUUUCAUACUCCCUCUGGAAUACCUUGGGCAUUGCUGAAUAUGAAAAGUGGUAUUGGAAGGAACUGGCCCUGGGCCUCUGGAGGCAGCAGUAUUCUGGCAGAAUUUGGAACCCUGCAUUUGGAGUUUAUGCACUUGAGCCACUUAUCAGGAAACCCCAUCUUUGCUGAAAAGGUGAUGAAUAUUCGAAAAGUGCUGAACAAACUGGAAAAACCAGAAGGCCUUUAUCCUAACUAUCUGAAUCCCAGUAGUGGACAGUGGGGUCAACAUCAUGUAUCAGUUGGAGGACUUGGGGACAGCUUUUAUGAAUAUUUGCUAAAGGCAUGGUUAAUGUCUGACAAGACAGAUCUAGAAGCUAAGAAGAUGUAUUUUGAUGCUGUUCAGGCCAUUGAGACUCACCUGAUCCGCAAGUCUAGCAGUGGUCUCACUUACAUCGCAGAGUGGAAAGGGGGCCUUCUGGAGCACAAGAUGGGCCACCUGACCUGCUUUGCUGGAGGCAUGUUUGCGCUUGGGGCUGAUGGAGCUCCUGAAAGCCUGGCUCAACACUACCUUGAACUCGGGGCUGAAAUUGCCCGUACCUGUCAUGAGUCUUAUAAUCGUACUUUUAUGAAAUUGGGACCAGAAGCUUUCAGAUUUGAUGGCGGUGUUGAAGCCAUUGCUACAAGGCAAAAUGAAAAAUACUACAUCUUACGGCCAGAAGUUGUUGAGACCUACAUGUAUAUGUGGCGACUGACUCAUGAUCCGAAGUACCGGAAGUGGGCCUGGGAAGCUGUAGAGGCCCUGGAGAGUCACUGCAGAGUAAAUGGAGGCUAUUCAGGCCUAAGGGAUGUUUACCUCGUUCGUGAGAGUUAUGAUGAUGUACAGCAGAGUUUCUUCCUGGCAGAGACACUAAAAUAUUUGUACUUAAUAUUUUCUGAUGACGAUCUUCUUCCACUGGAACACUGGAUCUUCAAUACCGAGGCACAUCUCCUCCCUAUACUCCGUGCGGAUAAAAAGGAAGUUGAAGUCAAAGAGAAAUAAAAAGACAUUUUAUAUUUUACUCUGCUCCAUUCCCUUCACUGCAUACCUUAAUAAUUCCUUUCCUGGUUAUCAGGCACAUGAUGAACUUUUAUUAAUAGGUCUGUGAUUAUUCUAAGUUCUUAAAUUGUUUUGCAGUCUUUUAUGUUUAUUAUCAUAGGCAUAGAUGGACCUAAAUUCCUUACUGUAUCCUUUAUUAUUCAGCCAGUGGAUCCACCAUUUUUUUUUGUUUGGUUUUUGUUUUUAAAUAAUCUGUUAUCUCUGGAGUUGGUGAAGGUGUAAUAUCAUUAAACUGAAUAGAAUGGUAUAGUAAUGACGUCUUAACUACAAUUUGAUUUGACUGCAAAACUUUUUCCUCCUCUAUGAGGAGAUGAUGUCUGCUUUAAGCUGUAAUGUUUUGCCAUGUUGCAAAAAGCCAUAAUAAUAAAUUAAGUAUUAAAAAAGCUUUUCCUUUUCAAUUUCAUGUUAAUCUGGUUUGUCUAUCCACAAGAGACAGAUCUUAUAACUGUGACAGCCUCUUUAUGCGGGUCUAUCAUUAUUUGAUAGAAUGUCUUCUAAAAUACUUCACUCACAUUGUAAUUCAAAUUAGAAAGUCAUUCUAAAAGGAUCAUCUCAUGAAGACCUCAUUUCAUCAAAACUGCAGUAUAUUUUUGUUGGUUAAUUAUAUUAGUUUUUCCUAAUUUGUGAAUUUGUUAAUUUUACUAUAAAUGCCCUGUGUCAUUUCUGGAUCAUGCAUGUUAAUUUCUUACAUUCCCUACUACACAGCAAGGUGAGCUCUCACGUUUUGCAGAACUCUGUCAUUGAAGUACAUUUUGUUAAAGAGAAAUAGUAUAACUUUUAAUGUAUUAGUUUUUGCUUUUAACUGACUAUAUGAAGAAAUUGGUUCUAAGAAGAGGGUGAGUAUUUCAUAUGGCUUUUAGCUCAUUUGUUUUUAUUUCAUCUGUAUUUUUUUUUCUUGAGAAAAGCAUUCUAUUUGGUUCCGAUUUUUCAGAUUUGAAAAAUGCCCUUUCUCAAAUGUAGUAAAUUAUUUCAUUUCCAUGUAUGAAAGCAGGAUUUGACUCUGUGAAAAAAGCUUUACCAAUUCAUUUCUUCAUGGUCAAUUACAGAAAAUCUAAUAAACUUUUAGGCCAAAUAAGAAUACAGUAUAUUUAGUAUGGUUAAAUUCAACAUAGAGAUCCCAACUUAGAAGCAACAUAUAGAAAUGGUCACUCCCAACCCCCACAAUCCUGCAGUAGAUCAAAAUAAUGAUAUGAUUCUUCUAAACAUUAAGUUUUGAAAUAUGAAUGGUUUUCCCAAGAGUAGAUUUGGUGACACCUUAUGUUUUCUUAUCAUAUUGGUUCAUUUUAUAUAUGUAUAUUUACAUGAAAGGGCUAAUAUGAUGAUGCAUAUUCUGAAGUUGAAAGACUUUGACCACCAUCUCAAUUUUCAACCUGGAAUGGUCAGACAGAUCAGUGCAACCCCGUGGAUUAAGCUGAAUCGUAUAACACUGCUGCACUUGUAGUUUAAAAACUGUCCAAUGUCAGCAGUUUCAUAUGGUUCAACCUGAUAUUUUUAAGACAAUUAUUUUCUUAGAUCUCAAUAGACUUAAUAGCUUUAGCUAUUUAAGCUUUUGAAAAUAUUUCAAAAGAUUUCCUUUGACAGGGCCACCUGUGUGAUCUGCCUUUUUUUUUUCAAUAUUGUACAUUGGUAUAUGUCAAAGAAAAAAUUAGUAAAAUUAGUGAAUGAAAAAGAUUCUUCAGUACAUCAUUAUUGCCAUGUUAAUGAGUCUCUGUUAUCCAGAAUUACUUCACCCUCUCAUAUCUUACCUCACCUAGUGAAUGAAUAGAUAACAAGAGCCCCUUGUUCCCAGGACUUUAAGGCAAAAUACAAAAAAUGAUUGCCAAAAUUGGGCGAUCAUUCUGUGAAUGUCCUUGGACUAGCAAUUUUAAUUGUUCCUUUUCUUGCUUUUCAAUUUUAAUUUAAGAGCACAAAGCUGAUAAGUAUUUCUGCAGCAGGUAGAGUAUCAACAUCAGGUUGUGUAUACACACUGCACUAUAAUGUACCUUUCGUAUCCUGGUAUAAGUAGACAAGAAGCUGUACUACAUGUUGCUGUCUCAAUGGCAAGAAUAAAGUUUUUGCAAUUCUAGAACUUGGAUUUUUAAACAAAAGUCCCAAAAUACCAAAAAUUUAAACAGAUAGAUUAAUAUUAUGAUGAUGUAAUUGAAUUAAAGUUAUAUUUUGUGUUAAUUAUUUUAACAACAGAAAUCUUUAAGUAGAAACUUUUUCAUUUUCAACCUGUGCAGUUAAAUUUAUACAUGUAUUCACAUCCUGAAAGAUGAACAACAGCACUUAAUUUUGUGUUUAUGCAAUGUUUUGACAUACUUUGUGCAAUUAUUAAUAAUAUUACACACGUUAGUUGUCUGGCAAUUUACAGAACUCAGUGACUUUCAUGUGUACUACCCAUUUUUUAUGCUGAUUGCUUUUGAUUUGUACAUAAAUCCAUUCUGUCAUUUCCAACUUUAUAUAAAUCUCUAAUGUAAUGGGAAACAUAAUAGAUUGACACAUAAUUUUUAAAAAUUAUAUUUGUAAAAUUUCUCUAUUGUGAAUAAAGUCUUUUACUAUA